UCUUACAUUCAGUAAACCGUGUAAGCUAAUACUAGUCGCACUCUUUAACAUUUGCAUAAUAGUAAACUGUAAACAUGCUGUGAAAAAAUACAGAACUUCAUAAAAUUACACUGUUUUAUUUUAAUUCGAUUUUAUUACAGGUUAACAAUAUAAUUAUGAACGGCUUAUAUUAAAUUUGGAUUUAACGCUUGAUGUAAACGAGAAAUCUUGACUUGCACUGUAUAUUCUAGUUACACCAAGGGACGAAAUUUCUCUUUAUAAAAGUUUAGGAUGUCAAAAGAGUGUGAGUGCCACGAUCAAAAGCAGGGACCCAGUGUUGAUAAAAGAGCCAGACGGAAGUUACUGACAGCAUGUGUCCUCUCUGUAUUGUUUAUGACUGCUGAAAUCAUUGGUGGAUAUUUAGCCAACAGUUUAGCCAUAGCAUCAGACGCUGCUCAUCUGUUAACAGAUCUAGCCAGCUUCCUGAUAAGCCUUCUGGCUUUGUAUUUUGCUUCAAGACCACCCACGCAAAAAUUGAGCUUUGGCUGGUACCGAGCAGAGAUUCUAGGAGCGUUAGUUUCAAUUCUUCUACUAUGGGUAAUAACGAUUGUGUUAUGCUACAUGGCCGUGAUAAGGGUCAUCAAGAGAGAGUUCGAGGUCAACGCUACCAUCAUGCUUAUAACGGCCGGCUGUGGAGUGGCAUUUAACCUUGCAAUGGGUCUGACAUUACACCAGGGUAGCCAUGGUCAUUCUCACGGCGAUAACAGUGCUAGCAAUAACGGCACGGCGUUGACAGAUUCAGACAAGGAAAGGUUGACGUUAACGUCAUUUGAUUGUGAGCAAGGGAACGCCAGAACACCGCAGUCUUCAUACGGUGGCCUUUCUAUUAAUGAAACAGCAGACGAGAUUUCGGCGGGAAAAGAGGACGGACAUUCCCAAAAAUCUAAUAUAAACAUUUCAGCAUCAUUUCUUCAUGUGAUGGGAGAUCUUAUUCAAAGUAUAGGCGUUCUUAUAGCAGCACUGUUUAUCUAUUUUAAGCCUGAGUGGAAGCUAGCUGAUCCAAUUUGCACAUUUGUAUUUUCUGUGAUUGUAAUUGGCACAACAAUAGCAAUUCUAAGGGAUAUAUUGCUUGUGUUAAUGGAAGGAACUCCACGCCAUUUAGAUUUCAAAACUAUUCAUCAAAGUUUAAAAAGCAUACCGGAAGUGGAAGACAUACAUGACCUCAGAAUAUGGUCGCUAUCAAUGGAUAAAAUAGCGCUAUCCGUACAUAUAGCUGUCAGUAAGACAACAGAUACAAUGGUAGUGUUAAAGAAAAUACGGAGUUUGAUUAGGUCACAGUUUGGAAUUACAGAAACAACAAUUCAGUUUGAAGAAUAUAUGCGUGACAUGAAGGAUUGUUCUCAUUGUAAAGACAUUUAAUCUGAAGUACCGGAGCACGGUGCUUCUAGAAAUAUAUAUGCUCGUACAUGUAUAUAAAUAAAUAAAUAAAUAAAUGAAUAAAUAAAAACGGCUUUCUCAAAGUAACGGCUUUCUCAAAGUAGCGGUUUUCUCAAAGAAACGACUUUCUCAAAAUAACAGCUUCCUCAAAGUAGAGGGUACAGAUAAGACAGAGAGACAGAGACAGUAGUCAAC
Messenger RNA from Ruditapes philippinarum (Manila clam), 1611 nucleotides. Its product is annotated as proton-coupled zinc antiporter SLC30A2-like. Gene Ontology annotation, cellular component: plasma membrane. Bases 271 to 1398 code for a protein of 375 amino acids. The transcript is spliced from 9 exons. NCBI's taxonomy places the organism in Eukaryota, Metazoa, Mollusca, Bivalvia, Venerida, Veneridae. Gene Ontology annotation, biological process: zinc ion transmembrane transport; response to zinc ion. Gene Ontology annotation, molecular function: zinc ion transmembrane transporter activity. The record is from RefSeq and is a predicted model, not a curated record.